AUGGGACAUGCAACCAUUAGUGGAUUGCCAGUUCGUUUGGCGGAAAAAAAACCCCCAGGGACACGUGCAUAUGAAACAUUGGAUGUAGUUACAAAUGUUUGGGGAUUGAUUCCACGCGAAAAUAUACCGGUUUACCGUUAUGAUUUCCGUGUGUUGGAAGAAUAUCCCCCAAAAAGUAACAGUGAACCAUCUUUCAAGGAAGUAUCAAGGCAGACGAAAAAUGAUUAUCUUACGGUGGAUCGUAAAACAAAGUGUCUUACGGUUUACCAAACUUUAUUGAAACGUGAGAAGCAGUUUUUUGGUGCUGUGGACUCGCUGAUUUAUGAUCGUGCAUCGAUUUUAUAUUCACUACGAAAAUUAUCAUUUCCAAAAGCUAGUGGAGACGAGCAGCAGGCAACAUUCUUUCUGAAGCCAGAUGAACUUCCGACAAAUAUUGUUAAUGAAGAUUGCGUAAAGAUCCAUAUACAUGUCAAACCCUGUAAGGAGGAUUUCCAAUUGACAAUGAAUGAUUUGAAGAGUUGUGUCAGUAACAACCCGGAUGAGAUCAACCACAGUUUACAGCAGUUUUUGGAAAUUUUGGCUAUGCAAGAAGUGUUUUUCAUGGAGGGCCGUUUUGUGAGUUAUGGAGCAGGAGAAUGCUACCUUAUGUAUCCAAAUCAGUUUGGCUUUGGAGAGAGAGAUACACCUGAGCUAGAGGAAGGGAAAUAUGUUGCUGUGGGUGCAGCAAAGGGUGUAAGAAUUGUUGAAGGUCCCCGAGGCUUUGAAGGGGGCAUCAAUGCAGCAUUGGUAAUCGAUGUGAAGAAAGCAGCAUUCCAUGUUGAUAAUCAGUGUUUGCUUGAGAAGGCGUGUGCUACAGUUCCAUCUCUUCGAUUGCAGCAGACGAAUACAUUGAGUCAAGCGAUGAAGCUUAAUAGUUCUAACCAGAAUAAGUGGAUGGCAAAAUGUAACGUGGCUGUUACAAAUAAUUUGACGUUUACAGCAAGAGUGCUUCCUACGCCAAGUAUUGAAUAUCGGACUAACGGAUGGAUAAAACCAAGUGAGAAGACCUCAUGGACGGUUGGAAAAUAUCAAUACCUAAUUCCGGGUGUUUGCCGAAAUUGGUAUGCGGUGGCAUUAAUGGGUCCACGAGAAGGAAGAUUUAAUGAACAUCAAUUCCGUAAAUAUAUGGACAUCUUUUUGCAACACUGUCGUCUACAUGGUAUGGAAAUGAGAGACCCACUUAAAUAUGUGUAUAUCCCACAUGCAAAACAACAGAAUGUUGAGCCGUUGAUUACGGAAGCUAAAAGUUUAGGCGCGACAUUUAUUCAUUUUGUGACUGCUGAUGAGCUGAAUUACCAUGCACAUAUAAAAUAUAUCGAGUCACAAGAGCAAGUUGUUACGCAGGAUUUAAAAGCAUCAACUGCAUUGUCGGUGACCACACAAAACAAACGUCAAACACUUGAUAAUAUCGUCAAUAAAACGAACAUUAAACUGGGAGGACUGAAUUAUUCGGUUCAUCUUGAGACUAACUGUGACCGAUGGCUGACGAAAACCGGACUUCUCAUUGUGGGUCUGGAUAUUGCGCACCCUUAUUUUGCUGUACCUAGAAAGGAUCGAAGCUGUGUUCCAUCAGUCAUUGGU
Messenger RNA from Loa loa (African eye worm), 1620 nucleotides. RefSeq names its product CBR-PPW-2 protein. Gene Ontology annotation, molecular function: nucleic acid binding. The transcript has 13 exons. Lineage: Eukaryota; Metazoa; Nematoda; Chromadorea; Rhabditida; Onchocercidae. The record is from RefSeq and is a predicted model, not a curated record. The annotation marks the transcript as partial.